CAUAUUUCAUAUUCAUAUCGCUUCGUUGUGCGCGAGAAGUGCGAGAAGUAACCUUUGGCGAGACACGUGCGCGUUUAUAAAGAAAGAUGCCGAAAAGAGGAGCUGACGUUGAGGAAUCACGUGCGAAAGUUUGUAAAGUGCAACAGGAUAUAGCAGAAAUAGUACCUGAAAGUGAUUCCGGAGAAUUGACGUCCGCGUCAGUGCGAGCUGUCCCAGCACUAAAAAAGGAUGAGGAAAAUAAAGAGAAUGUUGAGAGCUCUCAAUCAAGUCCGGGAAAGGUAUCAGUCGAUCCGGAGAUUGUUGACACUCUUGGAAUAGAGGUCAACAAAGACAAAGACGAGGCAACAGUUAUCGAUAAGGACCUCGUAGAGAUGUGUCUGCCUUGUAGCGAGACGUGGCUUUAGAUAUACUAUAAGAAAAACUGCUGCUGGUUAUAUGAUGCGAAACGUCGCAGAUCUUUGCAUGUUUUUAUUAAGAGAGUUAUAUUUUACCCAAAAGUUCGCGUUACCAAUAUACUUGAUGUGAAAGAUAUUAGAAAAUAAGUAAGCUCAAGGCUGUGUCAAGAAAAGUCAAGGAUAAUAAUAAAAGUAGUUUCUAUUCUAUAAAAA
This is a messenger RNA of Venturia canescens, 608 nucleotides long. RefSeq lists its product as uncharacterized. The record is from RefSeq and is a predicted model, not a curated record. The coding region runs from base 87 to 404 and encodes 105 amino acids. Lineage: Eukaryota; Metazoa; Arthropoda; Insecta; Hymenoptera; Ichneumonidae. The transcript is spliced from 2 exons.